Oppiella nova is the source of this 557-nucleotide messenger RNA. The record is from the annotation of a GenBank genome assembly. Lineage: Eukaryota; Metazoa; Arthropoda; Arachnida; Sarcoptiformes; Oppiidae.
UAAUAAUACAUUAAACUGAUUAUUAAUUUAUUGAUAAUUUAUUGAAUAUUAGAUUUAAUUGUUGUUAACAUUUAUUGUCGUAUAAAAACAUCAAACUUCUAGUUCUUAUAUAUUGUCAUUCAUUGUCUCAUUUACAGUAAUAAAAGUGUGAUAUAAUGAAAUACAUAAUAGUUUUGUUAGCUUUGUGUACAAUUUGUGUGACAUAUGGUGAACAGGACUCCAGUAAUUCCCGCAAAGGUUCCAAUAAGAAGGACUAUAAGUUUAAGGAGAAGGAUCUCAAACAGGCAAAGGCCCGGUGGAUAAGCCUUCAGGACGAGGACUGGGGCGACGAUAUGAUGCAGAAACCCAUUGAUGAACCGCCGCGAAGGACCAACCGAGAAUUGGGUGAAAUGUGUACGUAUUCGCGGGACUGUGAGUCGGGCUGUUGUCUUCUGGACAGGUCUAGCAAACUGCGGUCGUGUCAGCCCAGGGCUGUGAGGGGCGAGAAGUGCUCCAAUGCACAGAUUAAGGCAGACAUCUAUGUGGAUGCCUGUCCAUGUGUUAGUGGAUACAAGUAA